Messenger RNA from Apis laboriosa (Himalayan honeybee), 2340 nucleotides. RefSeq names its product dynein light chain 2, cytoplasmic. The transcript has 3 exons. Gene Ontology annotation, cellular component: cytoplasmic dynein complex. Bases 168 to 437 code for a protein of 89 amino acids. Gene Ontology annotation, biological process: microtubule-based process; cilium assembly. The record is from RefSeq and is a predicted model, not a curated record. Gene Ontology annotation, molecular function: dynein intermediate chain binding; dynein light intermediate chain binding. NCBI's taxonomy places the organism in Eukaryota, Metazoa, Arthropoda, Insecta, Hymenoptera, Apidae.
UUGAACUCAAUCAAGGAAUAGUCGCUGUCGGCUUGAGCGAGCAAAAUUUUUGUGUAAAUCAAUUCACAUAGAAAAAAAUAAGUAUACAUAACUUCCGGGCCAGGAUAUAACGAUCUUUUUCCUUGUGUAUUAGUUGGUGAAAGUGUUAUUUUAAAAGAGCUACGAAAAUGUCAGACAGAAAGGCUGUGAUCAAGAAUGCUGAUAUGUCUGAGGAGAUGCAGCAGGAUGCUGUUGACUGUGCAACUCAAGCCCUUGAAAAAUAUAACAUAGAAAAGGAUAUUGCAGCCUUUAUUAAAAAAGAAUUCGAUAAAAAAUAUAAUCCAACGUGGCAUUGCAUUGUAGGUCGUAAUUUUGGAAGCUAUGUGACACAUGAAACAAGACAUUUUAUCUAUUUUUAUCUGGGUCAAGUAGCAAUUCUCCUUUUCAAGAGUGGAUAAAUUGGAAUCUAUUCUAUAAUCACCAUCCUUUCUUCCUCCCUUCACACAUGCUACAUGGAAAUACCUUAAGUCACAUCACUGUCUGUAAGAGAAAUUACAAUAUCGUGUAUAAUGAAAAUUUGUUUUGCAAACAAGAUAUGCACUCCCAGUUAAACAAAAAAGUAUAAGUAUAUAACAACCAUCAAUACUAUUGACUUUGCUGUUUUACUUAUCUCAGGAGAUAAGACAAUGAUGAAAAAUUCUGUAGAAGCUAUGGGGAAAAAGGGUAGGGAGAUGAUUAACUGAAUGAGAAGAAAAUGAAAAAACUCAAAACUGAAAAAAAUCAAUUGACAUACAAUCUUACAUGUUAAAAUGUAUCAUGUAUGCCAGAAAAUUUGUUGUGUUCUUGUUUUAUAUUAGGUAUAUAUAAUGCGAAGUUGAGUUCAAUACUGGCGAUUUUAAAUUAAUAAAUUUUUAGUGUUUAAUACACUAAGUGCAUCUAAGUAUAAUGUAAUGUUCAUACAAAUUCAUGUAUGAUUUUUAUUAUCUUACUAUGCUUGAGGAAACUGUAUCCAGUAGUCAUCAAUAAUGAAUGUAAGCCAAACCUUGAUUGAUUGCUGCGAUCAUUAUUAUUUUACGUAAUGUUGUAAAUUAUCCCUUUAUUCUGUGAUGCUAUAUAAACAAAAACGGUUACAAAAUCAACUUUGAUUCGUUUGAAUCCUGACAUGACAAUUUUUACAUCUAUAAAAAUUCGAGAAUUGGAGAUUGAGAGAAAGCUUAAUUAUCGACAUGCACCGAAUUAAAUAAAAUUAUUUAAAUUUACACAGCACUAAGUAAGAUGUUGCAUAAUAUUGAAAGCGAGUCAUUAUCAUAAUUUUAAUUUUUUAUAUUAUGCACACUGAAUUUUGCAAAUGUAUUAUUCAUAAGUCAAGAUACAUUUAAAGAAUUUUCUUUUCCCCUCUUUUGUUUUUUGUUUUGAAAAAAAAUAGAUAUUCAUUAAAUUCUAUCCUUUAUGUAACAUCUAAUAUCCAAUAUUAUGGUACUUAUAUAUAUAUAUAUAUAUAUAUAUAUAUAUAUAUAUAUAUUAAAAUAUAGAUUAUACAUAUAUAUUAAACUAUUUAUAUAUAGUGCAAUCUUCAUUUUCAGUAUUUGAUUAUCACAACGUUGCUACAUUGUUCAAGUUUUAGACUGAUUAUUAAACAUUGUCAUAAAUAUAUGACUUGCAUGGUUCUUUUUAUAAAACUUCACAAGUCAUUUUUAUAAUAUGCAUAUGCAACAUUAUUAUAAGAAUUUAAAAAAUGUUACAUUAAUAUCAAAAAGCAGAAACGAAACAGAAUUAAUCACACUUUUGAUCAUAGCAAAUAGUCAAAUGUCAGUGAAUAUUUUUCUUUGAUUAUCUUUGAUAUACAUUCUCUUUCGCGUCUUAACUUAUAUAAACGAAUGAAAAAUUGUUCUGAUAAAGAAUACAAAAAAAAACUGACACACUAUUUAGUGUUGAAGUUUGUUAAAUAAGAAAAUUAAAAUACAGUUAAUAUUAUGGAAAAUUAUGCUCAAAUCAAUUUAUGCAUUAUUGAUAAAUUAUGAAUUGUCAUAAAAUCAAAUAUAUAUAUAUAUAUAUAUAUAUAUAUAUAUUUGAUUUCAUGACUAUAUAUAUAUGCUGUAUUAUCAAAGAUGAAGUAAAUUCAUAAACUAAUUCCCAAAUUUUUUCAUAUCAAAAUUGUGUAAUUGUUAAAAAAUAAAGGAAAUGAAAGCACUACAAUUUUAUAUGACAAAAAAAAAAAGAUCGUACGUUAUAUUUAAAUAUAUAUUUAAAGAAGAAAAAGAAGAAAAGAAAAGGCAAUAUGAUCUCUGUCGUUAUCUGCUAAUUAUAAUCUUGUGCUGGAUAAAUUUCCUUUUAAUAAAACUGAUUAUGAUUCUUAAACUA